This is a messenger RNA of Pocillopora meandrina, 5566 nucleotides long. The record is from the annotation of a GenBank genome assembly. NCBI's taxonomy places the organism in Eukaryota, Metazoa, Cnidaria, Anthozoa, Scleractinia, Pocilloporidae.
AUGCUUGGGAAAAUGUCACCUAAAAAAGAAAUAACCAUUUGUCCUAAUAAUUUCAUUGGUGGGUCAAGGUAUUUACAGUUUCUGAUGGUGCAAGAUCUCUCCCCUAACAAAACAUGUGAUUGCAGCAUUGAGUUCCAAGUAAAAAUGUGGCUUAAUGGCAAUUAAGGUUUCUGUUCAAAGAAUACAUAAAAAUUGUGAUUUCAUAUUGUUAUUCUGCAUAGGAUGGUUAAAAAGUGUCUUCUGCAGAGCUGUUUCUCUGCUCAUCAAAUCUUUUGUCUCGCUGCCAUUAAGUUGCCUUUGCUGUCAUUUUUUUUUUUAAGUCCCUAUGAUUCUGUGAUUUUGUUGUGGUGAGGUUUUGAUCUCACCACAUUCACUUUUCCUUUUGCUAGUUAAAUGAGUGAAACAUUUUAUAUAUUGAUGCUACAUAGAAAAUCUUUGUCCAAUCUGUAAUGGUUCAGAUUUCAAUUUCUUUGCAGAGAAUAUGGCAGAGGCUGAUACACCCAGUGACAUAAUUGUUGUUCUUGGCUGCAGGACCAGUGAAGAUGGUACCCCUUCAGAGAUGUUAAAGUCUAGAGUGCAUCGAGCAGCUGAGCUGUACACUUCAUUACAACAAAAAAAUAUUGACUGUCGAGUCGUUGUUACAGGUUAUUGUGCACAAGAUCAGGUAUUCCCUGCUCUGCCUCAUCUGGGAAACAAAAAUAAUUUUAUUCCCUGGCUCAGAAUGGUACAUACAUGACUGCAUGACACACACCUUUUCCUCUUAAAUUGGUCAGUCUUUAAUACUUCUGCUUGGAGCAAGUGUUUAUGAAUAUGAGCUGAUAUUCAAAAGCCCAUCUUAAAGUCACCUGUGGUUUCUACCUGGGCGAGAUAGUAUGCAUUGAGAACCUGGAUGAGAAUUGGGUGCUAUGCUUUUCAAAGUGCUCACCCUUUAUUAAUUGAUUUCCCCUAGUUUUCCCAUUGCAGACCAGACCACAGUCUAAAGAAGAAACAGCAACAAACAUAACCAAUUCCACAGGCCAAUUAAAGAGUGUGGAACACCCCACCUGAAUUCAGGCUCAAAUAAUAAGAAUCAAUAUCCAGUUAAGACAAAAAGAAAAAGUAUUCCCUCACUCCCAGAUGUAAAAUGGCUUUCUUUUGUUUCCUUUUAAAUAAGGAGUUAAUUUCAACAGGUUGUGACAGAAGCAAGUGCCAUAGAAAAAUAUGCGGUAGAAAACAAUCUUAUUGAUCCAAAACAUAUAAUCAAGGAGGAACAAGCAAGCAGCACAGCAGAAAAUUCCUAUUACAGUCGCAUUAUUAUAGAUCAGUUUGGUGCCAGUAAUGUCCAUGUUGUCACAACACAGUUGCACAUGGAAAGAGCAAAGAAAUUUUUUGAAAGGGUAUGUUCUUGUAACUUUGUUCACAAAUGUGACUCUGCUUUAACAGACUUCCUGGAUGGUAGGCAUUAUGGGAAGGCAGCUAUGUACUCUCAAAUAUAGGCUCCUGAGGAGAAGUUUGACCAAAUAUACAGCUUACUCCUGUUGUUCAGAAUUAGAAGAUUUACCUUUAAUAAGAAGCCGACUGUAAAUCUGGUCACCAACAGUAACUAUUAGCCAACAAAUGCUCUUGGAGGUCAAAAGAUCUGCUGACAUGACCUUCCACAGGGUGUCAACAAAUACAUCAGAUGUAACUUUUAAGAGUUCCUUUAAGUCUCCUCACUAUACAAUAUAUUGUGUUUUUUUUGUCUUUUCAGCUCUACUCACCAGAAGUUUACAACAUAAAUUACUAUGAGUGCACACAUGAGAUGAAUGAUGAAGAGAAGAAACAUGUGGAAGACAGAGAAGAAAGUUUAUUUCCCUUAAUAGAUGAGCACAUCAAAAUAAUAAUGCCCAAACUUACACUGCCUGAUGGAAAAAUGAUAGAAAUUCUUCAUUCAUCAUUGGUUCCAACAGAUGUGUUCAAUCAUGGUUUUACAACAAGAUAUGGUGGUGUCUCAACCUACAACACAUUAUCCUCUCUCAACUUGAUGUACAGUGAUAAAAGAAGAGAUCCAGACAUCAACGUCCAGGAAAAUCGUCGUAGACUAGCCUUGACUGCAAGAUUUAACCCUGAGAAAUUUCGUGUGGCUAAAUGUGUUCAUGGGGCUGAUGUGUGGGUGAUUGGAGAUCCACAACCAGACAGCUAUGAUGCCUUAGUAACUGAUAACAGGCAGUUCACAUUGGCUGCUCCAGGUGCUGACUGUCCUGUGGUGCUGUUUAGUGAUCCAGUGAAAAAGGUAAACAUCCCAGGCACCUGCUAAAACUACUGUCAAUCCAUCAGCCCUGGAAGGGAUUAACUUGUAACCUUCUCCUCACAUUAUUUAAAAGAUAUACCAGGAAAGAAAUGAAGAGAAUACUUAUCAACUACAGAGUUUGACAUUUGAAACCCUUAAAACCCAAUGGGUGAUCAGCAUCUAAUUUCUCAUAACAGUAAUUUGCUGAAUCAUUCAUUAAAAUCAUGAGAAUAAAAGAAAGGAUCACCAAGCUAAGAGGCUUGGAUUGUUAAACAAAUUCUCUUUGGCAGUACUAAGGAAAUGUAUAGAGAAGUGUAUUGAGAAUUUGGAGACUAAUGUUAGGGUAUAAAAGGUUAACAUUCUUGAAAGUAUAUUCAGGACUAAUUAUCUUUUAACUAAGUACCUUUUUAUUUUUGUGGAAUUUAUAGUUGGUGUUUCUUCAAUUAUGGUUGUUCUCAGGUUUGUGGUGCUGCUCACUCUGGGUGGCGUGGAACAUUAGCCAUGAUUGGUGCUGCUGUUGUUGAUGUAAUGUUGACAAGGUUUGAAUGUAAAGUAAAAAAUAUUCAAGUUGCUAUUGGACCCUCAAUUGGCCCUUGCUGCUUCGAAGUUGGGGAGGAAGAGGCUGAAAAAUUUGCUGAGGCAUUCAAUGAUAGUGUUGUGGUGCGAAAGGAUGGUUCACCACGCCCAUUUAUUGAUCUUCGCCUUUCCAUUAGAAUGCAACUUGAGAAAAAAGGAGUGCUUCCAAAGAACAUUGAUGAUAAUACAAGGUAAUUGGAAGAAAGGAAUAAUCAAUUAUUCAAAUUCUAUUUUCAUUUCAUGGUUUGUUUUAGAAAUUUAUGCAACAGCUUCACAAGCAUUAUUGAUCCUCAGUGGGUAACAUUUGAAGAUCAGAUUUUGCCACUCGGAUAGGGAUUCAGAUAACUUCAAUUUACAGAGGUCAUUCCAAAUGCUUUUGCUUUUCUCAGGGGAGGAAAUUCGAUAUCAAGACAUUAACCCUUUAACAAAUACAGUGACCAGCUUCUAACUUUUCCUUUCAGUAUCACCACUAAAUCAAAUAUCAAAGUCAUAAUAGCAGAGCUCGCAGAGUGUAGCCCCAUAAUUAUACGAAAUAGUAGUAACCCAUCAAGCUGAAAAAAUUUGGUUGUACGACCGUACGACCAUACAAGAUGCCACUUAUAACAUGUGUGGUCAACUGUACCGCGAGCACGUCAACGCCACGGCUUUGUCCAGUAGUCCAGUGGUCAGUGCACUGGGCUCCAAGUCGGACAACCCGGGUUCUAUUCCUGGCCAGGGCAAGGCCUUGAGAUGUGCAGGAAAAAAAAAAAUGCGAGCUCCACUUUUAGGCUUGGCUAAUUCUAUAUAUUGGUCAAAUAUGAUAGCCAACUAAAGCUCUUUGAUUGUUAUACAAAUUCUCCUUGUCAGUACUAUGGAAAUUUACAGAGAACAGUAUGGGGAAUAUGGACUAAUGUUAGGGUGUAAAGAGUUAAAAGAGAAGGCUUGGAUUUAGAGCUUGUUUCACAAUCUGCACAAUGAGUGAUUUGGAAGUACUGUUGUCUAAAAAGUACCAAAGAACAUGCAUUAAGGCUCUUUUUUUUAAUGUAAUCACAUUAUGAAGUACUGUAUUCUCUCUGAAGAGGGCGUAAAAUAACCACAGGCCACCCACUCCAAAACCUCACCAAUCAUCCUUACUGUAUUCUCUCAGAAGAGGGUGCAAAAUAUCCACAGGCCACCCACUCUCAACCCCUAUGACAAUUCAACAAUAAUGCAUUCCUUAUCUUCUACUGAAAGGAACUUUGUGGAAAUUCCCCGAAAAAACAAUGCAGUAUUGGUUUCCAACUUUUUAAUGUUACUGUAGUGUGGGAUGGAUCAGGUUUGCAGGUAGAAUUUUCAAUUAAAAGGAGUGCUACAGCAGUGUCUUACAAGAAAAGGCAUGCCAGUUUGUUUAAUCAUUACAAGGUAUCACUUUGUGUUAAAAAGUAUAAGGGGGCAGCCCAGAAUACCCUGCAACUACACCAUUGUCUUUGGUAGCACUGGGAAUUGACUAGAAGUAGAGAGGAACAUGCUUUUUUUUCCUUUUACAGAGCAACUGAUGAUGCCUCAAAAUCUCAGCACCCAACUCAAUGUACACGUUGUGACCCCCAGCAAAGAUUCUUCUCAUUCCGACGAGAUGGUAGCCAGUAUGGAACACAAGUUGCUUUUAUCAGCCUCAGAGAAUCAGAUGAUUCUGCCUGUAACAUUUUAUAAUUUACUUGAUCAAUUAAUGAACUGGGUGGGAAUUUUUGCCACAUUAAAACUAUUGUAAAAAUUGGAUAGUGCAUAUGAGAGGUCAAAUAUAAGGAAAAAAAGGAAAGCAUGAAUUCUUUUUUUUUAAUUAGUAUGUGCAUUUAAUAAAUUGUAGUUAAGUCAUAUUCUGCUGUCAGAAUACAGCCAACUCAUGAAUGAAAGCUCCCAAGGAGUCUUGGACAAUUAACCCCCUAAUUCACAACCCUAAAUAUAUCAUUAAGACAAAGGGGGUAUUUACCUCUUCACGAUACUCUACUCUGCUUUACCUUAUGUAAUUUUUUUUUCCUUUCAUUCUAAAACUGGUUUGUACAUUUAAUAGCCCUAAAAUCACUCAAUUAAGUCUCUGACUCUUACAUAAUGUGUUCCAGCCAUAAUUAAAUUAUGUGCUUGGCUCUUGGCACAUUCUUUCAUCAGAAAGAAUCAUAGAAAAAGCAAACACUGCAUUGCUACACCUAUAAUUAAGUAACUGUAUUCCAUAUUCAUCUCGCAUAUAAAGCCAGUGUGUGAGUUGUUGGCUGUAAAAUCACUCACUUCUGUUUAUCACCUCUUUGUAAUGUAUCCCAGCUAAAUCACAAGCAUAUUCCAGGCUGCCUAGUACACUUUUAUACUGGAGUUUGGCUAUAUAGUAAUUGAAAUUUUAAGAAUGCUUCACUGGAAAGAGUAAAUGAAAGGAAGUAAUUAAAUUUUUUAUAAUCAAUUUAGAAGCAAAUUCUUUACAGGUGUAUUGUUGGAGUAUGUUAUUUUUAUGGAAUGCAGAUUGCUUAAUUUUCUGCACUAAUUUUUGUUUCCUACAACUAUUUUUAAUAAAGCAUAAUUUAAGGGCAGAGUACUUCAAUAAAGUCAUUGUAGUUUGGAAAGUGGGGUCUCUGAGUAUCUGAAGAUGCUGAAUUAAAUGCAUGAAAUCAAUUAUGAAGCAAAAUUACUUGUACAUUGCUAAUGUCGUGGAAGUUAUUGAUAUCAAGGCCACAAUUCCACGUUUUCAGUGCCAUGAUUUUAGAUAUUCAUCAGCUGAGAGGUGUUCUAUUUGCCUCUAAC